Messenger RNA from Thalassophryne amazonica, 2585 nucleotides. It is a transcript of the gene mpzl3, whose product is annotated as myelin protein zero-like 3. Lineage: Eukaryota; Metazoa; Chordata; Actinopteri; Batrachoidiformes; Batrachoididae. Gene Ontology annotation, cellular component: membrane. The record is from RefSeq and is a predicted model, not a curated record. The coding region runs from base 154 to 897 and encodes 247 amino acids. The transcript is spliced from 6 exons.
GUCAGGUCGUUAGUCAGUCUGCAGCGCGGCGGACACACCGAGCCAUGAUAACACACACUGUGGACGGAAUGUUAGCGAAACCCUGACUUUUCUUGUUUUUCGGCAUCAGGACACACGUUAAGGAGCUUAUUUUUUUUCUUCUUUUUUAAAAAAAUGCGUGGGCUGUGUGCGGGGAGCAGCGGUUUCGGUGCGGUGUUGUUGCUGCUGUGUUUGGUCCUCUCUCCAGUCUGCUCUAUCACAGUGACAACACCAGCAGAGCGUCAUGCAUCUAAAGGCGAUGCAGUCCUAUUGUCCUGCACUUUCACUUCCACCAACAGGAUGACCAGCAAGAUGUCUGUUGACUGGUCUUAUAGGCCCCAGAGUGGCGGACGUCCAGAGACAUUUUUUCACUUUUCCUCACAGGUGUUUUAUCCAACUGAGGGUCAGUUCCGUGGUCGAAUCCAAUGGCAAGGAAGACCGGCACAUGGGGAUGCUUCUAUUCUUCUGAUAAAUGCAACCUUAAACGAUAAUGGGACAUACACUUGUUCCGUCAGAAAUCCUCCUGAUGUUCAUGGGUCUCCAACUUCACAAACAGUGCUCACCGUCACAAACAAACCGGCCAGCAUUCGUUUCUCUGAUGUGGCAGUCCUCCUCACUUUAGUCCUCCUGCCCUCUGCUGUCAUCACACUCAUUCUCAUUGGAAAGAUGUUGUGUCCCACCAAACAGCACAACCAAUCAAAGAGCUCCAGAUCACCCAUAGAGGUCACAGAGGGGGAGGUGUAUGGCUUCAGUUCACCGAAGACCAGAGAGAGCACAACAUGCUGUGAUCUGUGUCUAAUGGACUUGGAGGAUGAAGAGUUCUACAACAUAAAAAGCGAGCAUGCUUUGGAAGAAGGCUUUGCUGAGUCUCGCUGCUAGAGAUUCCUGCUGUCUGGAAGAUGUAACAGCAGCGUUUGUACCCGCUGCCUGUCGGUGGGGGGUCACUGAACAGAAAAGACUUUAGAUUUAUUUCUCUUGUGCCACGUUCAGUCACAAACCCUGUCACAUUCCCAUUGUUUUCUUUGUUGGAGUUUACUUCUUGUGAUGACCUCACUGAAGUGUAGAACUCUUAUUUUUUAUUUUCACUUCAAACAGUGAGGUUAUGAUUUUGGUGGGUUUGUUCCAUGGUCUGUAGACAGGAAACCUGUGAAGUUAACAUUCUUUUGAGGGGGGACAUUUUAGGGAUUAUGUCCAUCGAAAUCCCCAUUUUCUUGAACACUUGCGGAUGUGUUUGUGUUGAGUCACACGCUCGGACUGACGUGUCUCACUGGAUAUUUGUCUCAUACAAAUUAGUACAUUGUUUGUCUGUAAUCUGCAAUACACUUUUUGUUUUUCCGUAUGUAAAACAAAGUGGGGGCGGGGGGAGCAGAGGUCUGAAUGCUUAAGUUUUUGAGGUUGAGAUCAUGAGAUGUUUCUUUUUUGCACAGACCUGCAGCUUAUACUUUGUGGGACAGGUGAUGAAUGUACCCACACAUAAAAACAUACACAGACAAGCAUUAAAUCAAUAUAUUUUUAAAUAAUUUAUAAUGCCACUUUAACAUAUCUUAUUGUGAAGGAGAUACUAAUUUAUUGCAUGAAAUGUUAUUUUCAGUUAUUAAUGAAAUAUUUAUCGUAAUUUUUUUUUUUUUUUUUUUUUUCCACCACUUAACGCUAUUUAUGUAGAGUAGCAUGUGUAUAUAGCUGAUAAAUUGCCUAAUUGUGCUACUUGUGUGCCAUGACUUCAGCAUGGACACUGAAUGAGUGCGUCACCUUAUUGCUCAGUAUGACAUUCAUACUUUGUUGAUUUACUUUCAAGUGACCUUUGAUCGAUGUGGUUAUUUAAUUUGAUAAAUUUGUAUUGUUUUUGGAUUCACAUACUUUUUUAUUUUAGGAUAUUGUUGCAACAAACUAUUUUUAUAAAUCGAUAAAAUUAUCAAAUGAUUAUUCAAUGAGUCGUGUGUCCAUAAAAUGUCUAUUAGUUUUGCCUGGAAUGAUGCCUGGAAAUGUCUUUGUCCACAACACAGAAAUAUUCAGUUUACUGCCAGAUAAGAGUAAAGAAAAUAGUAAGAUAACCCAAAAUAUGUUUAAGAAGCUGAAAUAUGAGAAUUUGUAUAUUUAUUUAAAAUUCAACACACCAAUGAAGAAUCAAUUAUCAAAAUGUGUAAUUUAUUAGUCAAUCAAUUGUUGCAGCUCUAUUUGAGGAGUGAUUGUGUUUAUGAACUGUGUUUUUGUUUUUGUUUUUUGCACUGUUCUUCUGGGGAAAUAACCUUGAUUUUAUAAAAAGAUGGUUCCGAUAUGAUCCUCAUACCAGUUUUUUUUUUUUUGUUUUUUUUUUUUUUUUCUCUGUCUUCCUUCUUGCUUUCCUUUCUUGAACAGAGAAUUUGGUUGGGAAACUGGGAAGGCUUUCUUCGGUUCUCUUUUGUUGCACUAUUGCUCCAGAAUAUUUCCUUCAAAACUCUUCAGUGAUUCUGAGCGGCAGAUUCUGACUUCACUGCUGACUUACAGGAGCAACGGUCUCAUUUAUGCAGGGACUCCGCUUUGUAAGAACUAAUAAAACCCACCAAUGAACCCAUGUAAAUGACAAGUCC